Sycon ciliatum is the source of this 4690-nucleotide messenger RNA. Its product is annotated as lateral signaling target protein 2 homolog. Gene Ontology annotation, molecular function: ubiquitin binding. Bases 755 to 3469 code for a protein of 904 amino acids. NCBI's taxonomy places the organism in Eukaryota, Metazoa, Porifera, Calcarea, Leucosolenida, Sycettidae. The transcript is spliced from 8 exons. The record is from RefSeq and is a predicted model, not a curated record.
AGGCAGUCGUAGAUCCACUCGUAGAUCCACUCGUAGAUCUACUCGAUCGUAGUGAUUAGAGAUCUGCUGAAAUGAAGUCAUGACUUCUUUCCUUUUCCCUUGGCUUUUGAAGUUUUGUAGUGCAGUGAGCGCAUUGUAGUCAUUUGACUGAAGUAUUUUGAGAGUGUGUCUGGUACGGUACCGCACCAGCUCGCACGCAAGAGCAAAGUAGAUCUGAACUGACUGAAGUCGUCACUCGCACUCGCUUUCGUCAAGUUGAAGUUGCUGCUCGCUCUGCUUGCUUCUUUCAGACGUGAAAUUAGAACGGCACGAAGCUAAUAAACUUUUGUUUCGGUGUUCAGCCAACUCCUGCAAGUGGCGGCGCUAGAGACUGAAUCGAUGCUCGUUAGAACUACCACCAGGUGAGUGCCUGGAUUCCGCGGCAUUGUACCUAGUUGUGAACGAGGAGUCAGCGCAGCUGCAGCGUGACCAAGAUCGACUGCGGGGAACCGGUCGUGUACGCACCGAAAUCCUUGCUCUCCCGUCGCGUGUUUGCUUUAUUUUGUGUGCGUGAGCUGAGGCCCUGCACUGCAUGCUGAGUGUGCUGUAUACGUGGAGAAGAACGCGCUGUUUGCGUGCGUAAGUGCAUUGUCCGUGCGACACCGUGCACGCGGCAGCAGGGAACGACGUUGACAUCGCUUGUUAUUCCCCUCCCGUGGUUUGGCUGUGGACACGCCGCGGCUACUCCAUUGUGCUUGCUUUCGUUGGCGGUGAAAUGUUGGAGAAUGGUGGCGAUGACUGGACGGCAUCCAGCGGAACUGGAUCCAACUCGCAGCAUCGAACGUACAUGGUCGGUAGCGAUCCGUCGGGCACGAUCCAGUACCGCACUCGCUCGGUAAGGUCACCGCAGCAGCAUCUGCCUCCAGGGGCUCAGAGUCAGAACGACGCUACAAGUGCCGUCGGUGGCGGAACGAGUCGUCGUCAAAUGCAGAUGGAAGGAGCGCCGAGCCUGGACGACCAGUUCGAAGCGGACGCGUCGCGGCCGCAUCGACACGCUGGCGGAGCUCCGAGCAGGUCGGACCCAGCGCCUCCGUACGCGUCGAUUGCACACAGGCAGCACGGUAGCAGAUCAGCUGGCCGGGAUAACACUGUAGAAAGUCAUCAUCAUCAGCAGCAGCAGCAGCAGCAUCAUAGGCAACAGCCACAGCACCAUGGAACGCCUGACCAGCAGACAGGUAGUGGCCGAAACGCGCGCAGCAAUCCUUCAGGCGGGCAGCCACGGCAGCAACAGCAGCCGAUGCUGGAGUUUGAAAGCGCCAUGCGCGACUUCCAGGAGAUGUUCCCAACGAUCGACGGAGAGAUCAUCGAGGCGGUGCUGCGUGCAAAUGAUGGCGCUGUGGAGGCAACCAUCGACCAUCUGUGCUCUAUGUCAACGAACAGUGGUAGUGGCGGGGGCGUUAGCAGCGCUGGUACAGGGGACGCAACAGACGGCCUAGACGCUGGCUUCUCCACGGCGCAGUCAUCGUCACUGUUCAGCCAAGGACAGUCUCCGACCAUGCAGCACCGACGGCAGCAGGCCAGUAGCACGACGCCGGCAACGAGCGAAACACUCGAGGCGGCCACGCGGGCGCGUCAAGAGCUGGAGGAGAUGCUGGCGGAGGCGCGCCAGGCCGAACGGCAAGCCCUGCACGCCAGCCGAAGCCGGCGAUCGUCCGACAUCGUCAUGGCACCAGAUCUCCCGUCGUCGGCCACGUCGGAUUGGGAAACGCGGUCGCCGUCUCCACCGCCUCUCCCGCCGAAGGACGUGCGCUCGCGGCAGCUGGUUCCGCCCGCGCAGACACUGGAGGGUCGUGAGCAGUCGACCUCGCAGGUGCCGCACAUGCGCGUGGCCACGGCCCGAACGUCCACGAGCGGACUUGUGGCACCGCUGGUCGGUCCCCUGCCCAAGGACUUCCUGCGCCUCGCCGAGCCCGAUCCCACAACGUCGUCGACCGCCGUGUCAUCGUCACGGCAAUCGCAUCACCAUCAUCGGGAGGAUGUGCGUCACUUGGACGGGGGCACGUCUCGACGACACUUCAAUGACACUCAACAGCAGCAACAACAGCAGCGUCGUUCUCAUCGCAAUUCCCACGCCGAGCGCCGUUCGUCGCAGCACGAGCACCGCCCGCACCACUACAACCUGGCAGAGCUGCUGGCCGACGACGCUCAGCACCAAGCCCCGCCACCGACAAUGUCAUCGGUGACAUCAUCAUCAUCGGCAGCGGGACGACGUCGUGGCUCUGCCGAGCGCAGAACAACGACGACGACAUCAUCGGGGUCGGCGGCGAGCACGGCUGGCGGCAACAUGCAGUCACAGUCGCGCAACCAAGCUAGCUCUGCGCAGCGCCGCUCUCGCAGUGAUAGUGUGCGCAGAGGCCUGCUACCAGCUGGAACAAGCCCGAUCACGCAUGCAGGCACGGCCAUGACCGAGGACGGUGUGCUACUCUCGCUGGUUACCUCCACCAGCCAGCAGCAGCUGCAGGAGGACGAGCGCAUUGCCAUGAUGCUGCAGAACGCCGAGUUCCUGGACGAGCUGCGGCACAACCGUGACUUCAUGUCACUGCUGGAGAAUGAGGAAGCAGAGACUGAAGACACUCACAUCCUGUUAGCUCCAAGCAACACUGUAUCACCACAUCGACGCGACUCCACGCGUAAACCCGUACCGUACAUGAUUCGGAAUGACACCUCGCCCGACCACCAGCAGCAACCGACAUCCAGCCACUCGGCAACCACCACUCCCUCUCCGGACAAUGCCGGCGCCCGUGUCACACCGGACGAGUCCGAGGACGCUCGGCCGGAGCAGGUGCCCAAGGAGCGGCGCCGUUCCCGUGGCAACACUCUGCAUCGCCAGGCCACCAUCAGCGCCGAGAAGUUCCGCGAUCGCCUGCUCUCGGGAAAUAUGAAAGAAUCCACCCGCCAGCUGUUCCUGCAGCUGGCUAAGAAGUUCCAGAGACGGCAACGACACCGGAUGAACCUGGAUGAGGCAGUGGCAAGCUCCACGGCUGCACUGCUGGACGAUGACAGUGAUGAUGUGGAGAUGGCACAGCGACUAGACGACGACGAGCGUGCGCGCUUGGAGUUCAUGAUGGCAGAGAGAGACCACACAGAUGAUGAUCAUGUUGCCGGUGGUUACUGGCCCGGCAAGUACCAAGCUUACAAGCCCGGCAGCAAUGACAAGGAGCAGCAGCAGCCGCCGCAGGCUUUGGAAAGACCGUCUUACUCGCGCACUAACACCGGCAACGUCGGACAGCCGGGUGCGUUUCGCCACGGCAACCAGCUGGUGACGCCGGACCUGGUCGGCCGCGACGACAGCGAGCUGAUAACGUUCUAUGCGGAGGAGGAGGAUGACCUUGCUCUGGGUAUGGGAUACCCCGCGGCCACCGCCACCACAGCGACCAGCGGCGGCACUUCAGAUCCACCAUUCCCAUCACGUGGUGAUAGCUUUGCCUAGUGGAGCGUGUUGAACGAGAAAAAGUAGCUCCGGCCGUUGAAAGAGAAUGUCUGUUCACGUGUUGAAAGAGAUCAAGUGGGUUCACGCACUGAAGUAUGUUCACGUGUUGAAAGAGAUCGAGUGGAUUCGCGUGUUGAAGAGAGAGAAUAAGAACAUUUGCAUGGUUGAAGAGAAAGAGCAGUUUCCACGCAUGUUGAAACGUAACACAUCGGUUUGCAUGUUGAAAGAGAAUUAGCAGCUCUGCGAGUUGAACGUUGAACAAGUCACUUCGGUUGUUUGAAGGGAACGAGUGGCAGUGGCUGCCGCAUCUUCCCCGUGAGACGGUCUCCUCCACCGCAUAGUGAUUAAGUGCACGUGCAUCGGGCAAAUUGCAGAGUUAGCUGGCAUGUACUGCGCAUACUGCAGUGCUAGCUGACAUGUGUACUAUUUAUGCUGCAGUACUAGCUGGCAUGUACUGUGCAAACUGCAGAGCUAGCUGAUCUGGCAUGUACUGUGCAAACUGCAGAGCUAGCUGAGCUGGCAUGCACUGCGCAUACUGCAGAGCUAGCUGAGCUGGCAUGCACUGCGCAUACUGCAGAGCUCGCUGGCAUGCACUGCGCAUACUGCAGAGCUCGCUGGCAUGCACUGCGCAUACUGCAGAGCUCGCUGGCAUGUUUUCCCCUACAUAUCUAUACACCUCGCAGUAUAUUCACCACAGACAGAAUGCUAGAGUCACAUAAUUUAAAUUAUCUUCUUUUAUUGCCCUGCGAUACGUCAAAUCCCCCUCCAUGCAUAAUGUAAUCAAUUUCAGACGGACAUUCAGACUCUACUACCGUCGUUGUCUUGCUCCGUGUAAAAAGUCGUCCGUAAACAUAAUGAAUGUUCUGCGUUUGUAGGGCUGGCCGUGUGUUGCAAUCACCGCCUGUGUGCACAUGUGUGUACGUGUGUGUGCCUGUGUCUGUGUGCGCGCGUGUGUGCGUGCACGAAUCCCUUAAUUUCCACUGAUGGGAUUUUCUCUUCUUGACAAACGUUCUUGUUAUGUGAUCUGUAGGCCCUGCUCAUUGAUGUUCAGCUAAAUUCCCACAGCUGCAAACGAAAUCUACAUUCUCAAUUCUUCUAUUUCAAUUAGCUUCCAAUGGCCUUUGCUCUUGUUUGAUUUUUAUGACGAAAUCACCACUCUAUUAGAAGUCGACUAUCACGCACACUUGAAUACUGUGUAAAUCAAUGCAGUGUGAAUUUUGA